CCCUUCCUGCUGCAGGCCUUUGGGAAAUACCUCCACUCUAGAGAGAGGACAGAUGUCAUCCUCGAGGCCAUCGAGGCAAUGAGAGAUGCCAGCAUCCUUGACAAGCAGGUGCCCAGCAGCAUGCUGGAUGUGGCCAUGGAAUACCCAGACUUCUGGCUGACAGAUGUGCCAAAAAUAGUGAACUGCAUCCUAGAAAACCUGCCAUACAUCACCAUAGAUUCAGGCUAUAGGAUGGCUGAGUCACUGUUUCUCCUAAUGACUCAUAAGUAUGGCUCAGCAGUGGUCAUCGGCCUGUGUGAGAUGGCUCUUCAACAAGACAGCGGUGUGCAGGAGCUGUGCAACACUCUGUCCUCCAUGCCUGGGAUUUUGAACGGGGUCAUAACAGAGUUUGCUACCUUGCUCCGGAACCAGUGGUGCAACCCUCCCAGAGAAGGCAGCCUCAUCUCUCACAGAGCUCCAUCCUCGGGGCAGAUUGACUUGGAGGAGUUGGGUGACAAGCACAAUGUCUGGAGCGAGCGGGGACAUCCUGAUGUGGUGACAGCCUUCCUGAUGCUGGAAGUCCUCGUUGGGCUGUCGGAGAGAGCUGAGAUGGCAAAAGAAAUCGAAGCCUUCCUGCCAAGCCUGAUGAAGAUACUGGAAGUUGGCAGUGAAGAUGAGAAGCUGAAGAUCGUUGUGGUCUUCCGAAAUGUCCUGGGCCAGCUGAAGAAGUCCAAGGCCAGCUCCAUGGCUGUGGCGCUGGUGGGGAAGAUCCUGCCCCUCUCUGACUCGGAGUGCGGCCGGCUGCGAGAGCUCUCCCUCUGGCUGCUCAGAGACCUGCUGAGGUCCGUGGUGAGUAGGGAUGAGAGGAGCAUGAGGAGGGAGAUGCAGAGGGCACUGAUCCCGCUCCUCUUCCGUCUGAACGACCAGCUGCCCAGCGUGGCCAAGUUGAUGAAGAAGAGGAGCAGGGCUGAAGAGUACAUGGAACAGAGCCUGCCCUACCUGAGGGACCCUCAGUCCUCCGUGCGCCUGGCGGCCGUCAGGUUCCUCGGGACCGCCACCAGGCACAUGAGGGAGCAGGAUUUGGAGACUCAGGCUCAUAUCCUCAGUGCCCUUCAGCCCUUGGAGACAGACAGGGAUAUCUCCGUCAGUUCCCUGGCAGCCCACACGGGCUCCAUCCUGAGAGCUCCAAGGGUGCAGCGGCGAAGAUCUUGGGUCAUCCUACAGAUGCUGUGCUGUUGGUGCCGGUGAGCUCAGCAGAGCUGCAGCUUUCUGUGGGUUAAUAAAGGUGGAAAAACACACCCAAGCCCAUGGUAUCCUUCAGAUGUCUAGUGCCCUGAGUGUGCUGAGCAGACUGUGUCCUUCUUGGCCUGUCCUACAGGCAGUAGGAUGCUUCCUCCUCACACCCCUGUCAUCCCAG
Messenger RNA from Ficedula albicollis (Collared flycatcher), 1396 nucleotides. RefSeq lists its product as uncharacterized. NCBI's taxonomy places the organism in Eukaryota, Metazoa, Chordata, Aves, Passeriformes, Muscicapidae. The transcript has 9 exons. The coding region runs from base 79 to 1227 and encodes 382 amino acids. The record is from RefSeq and is a predicted model, not a curated record. Gene Ontology annotation, cellular component: cytoplasm.